UCUCUCUCUCUCUCUACCCAUAGUUUCUCUCACUAGAACCGAACCUUUAUUUCAAUUCAAAAAUCAUAUCUCCCUACUGCAACCGUACUUGGUGCAAGCUGUAAAUGAACGUAAUGUGUACAGGACCAUUUGUACAAUACCUCUCUGUAAUAACAACACCCUCCCCCCAUUCUUCACAUUUUUUAUUACUCUUUUAUUAAUUCUUCUUUCCACCAUUUUAAUUUUUCCUUGUAUUAAUUUCUUCCUCUUCAUCUCUUCCUCAUCCUCAUUUUCAUUCAAAAUGAAGUUUUUGUAGUUUUCUCUGUCACUAUUUGCCACCCCCACCCCCCACCCCACCCCCCCUUGUCUCCUACCUUUGUUUCUUGGUCUUUUUAACUCAGCUGAAAGCAAUUAAAGAUUCAAUUUUUAAGCCCUUAAUCAGCAUCUCACACAUUUUGCUUCACACGGGUUUGCUUGUAAUUAUUCCUGAGCAGAGUUUCCCUCUGAGUUUUAUCUGCUCAGGGAAAAAAAAUUGGAUCUUGAAUUCCAAAAAAAAAAAAAGAACAGAUAUUUUUUUUUUUUUUUUUUUUUUGUGAUAUUGAGAAAUGGCUCCAUCGCUGUACUGGUGGGCGAAGGAAAACCACCGGGGAACGCCGGUGGUAGUGAAAAUGGAGAACCCAAACAACUGGUCCAUGGUGGAGCUGGAAUCCCCCUCCGACGAGGACUUCCUCUACCAAAACGACGGCGUUCCGAAAGGCGGCCGCAACAAGAACGCCAAGCAGCUCACUUGGGUCAUCCUCUUGAAAGCCCACAAGGCCGCCGGCUGCCUCACCUCCAUCGCCUCCGCAUUCCUCUCCCUCUCCUCCAUCGUCCGCCGCCGCAUCGCCUCCGGCCGCGUCGACUCCACCGACACCUCUUCGUCGGAGAACCCCGCCGUCAAAUCAAGAUUCUACACCAGCAUCAAGGUCUUCCUCUCCCUCUCCCUCCUCCUCCUCUGCUUCGAAAUCGCCGCCUACUUCAAAGGCUGGCACUUUGAAACCCCGGAUCUCCACCUCCACCGCCUCUACUCCCUGACGAGCGGCUUCGCCGCCAGGGAUGCGUUCGGCCUCCUCUACUCGAAAUGGGUUCUGAUCAGGGCGGAGUAUCUCGCUCCGCCGCUUCAAUUCUUGGCAAAUGCUUGCAUCCUCCUCUUCCUUAUCCAGAGCCUGGAUAGAUUAGUCCUCUGUUUGGGUUGCUUCUGGAUUAAAUUCUGGAAUAUCAAACCCGUUCCCAAACAAGACCUUACCGAUCUCGAAUCCGGCGACUCCGGCGGCUAUUUCCCGAUGGUGUUAGUUCAGAUCCCAAUGUGCAACGAAAAAGAGGUUUAUCAACAAUCGAUUGCGGCGGUGUGUAAUUUGGAUUGGCCGAAGGGGAGAAUGCUGAUUCAAAUCUUGGAUGAUUCGAGCGAUCCCGAAACUCAAUCGCUCAUCAAAGAAGAAGUUCAUAAAUGGCAGCAAAAUGAUGCCAACAUUAUAUACCGGCACAGAGUUAUGAGAGAUGGUUACAAAGCCGGCAAUCUGAAAUCGGCAAUGAACUGCAGCUACGUUAAAGAUUACGAAUUCGUCGCUAUUUUCGACGCCGAUUUCCAGCCCAACCCUGAUUUCCUCACUAAAACUGUUCCUCACUUCAAGGAUAACGAGGAAGUAGGGUUGGUCCAGGCGAGAUGGUCGUUUGUGAACAAGGAUGAGAAUCUACUAACAAGAUUGCAGCUCAUUAAUUUGGCUUUCCAUUUCGAAGUUGAGCAGCAAGUCAACGGACACUUCAUCGACUUUUUCGGAUUCAACGGGACAGCUGGCGUGUGGAGGAUAAAGGCUCUGGAAGAUUCCGGUGGUUGGUUGGAGAGAACCACCGUUGAGGAUAUGGACAUUGCUGUACGAGCCCAUCUUCACGGUUGGAAAUUCGUCUUCCUAAAUGAUGUUGAGUGCCAAUGUGAAUUACCGGAAUCUUACGAAGCUUAUCGUAAGCAACAACAUAGGUGGCAUUCCGGGCCGAUGCAGCUGUUCCGUCUCUGUUUGCCCGCCAUUAUCAAAUCAAAGAUAAGCAUAUGGAAGAAAGCGAACAUGAUAUUCCUCUUCUUCCUUCUCCGAAAACUCAUACUCCCGUUCUACUCGUUCACACUCUUCUGCAUAAUCCUACCCAUGACCAUGUUCAUACCCGAAGCAACCCUCCCCUCGUGGGUCGUCUGCUACGUACCCGUAACAAUGUCGUUUCUAAGCUUACUCCCCGCUCCGAAAUCGUUCCCCUUCAUAGUCCCGUACCUUCUCUUCGAAAACACAAUGUCCGUCACUAAAUUCAACGCCAUGAUUUCCGGCCUAUUCCAAUUAGGAAGCGCCUACGAGUGGGUCGUGACAAAAAAAUCCGGAAGGUCCUCAGAGGGCGACCUGGCGUCGUUGGUCGAGAAGCCGACGCGCGGCGGGACCCACCAGAGGGGCGGGUCGGAGCCGAAUUUGGAGGAGGUUAAGUUGCUGAUGGAGAAAGAAUUGGCUAAGGAGAAGACGAAGAAGAAGCAUAAUCGGAUUUAUACGAAGGAGUUGGCUUUGGCUUUCUUGCUUCUGACUGCUGCUGUGAGGAGUCUUUUGUCGGCGCAGGGUAUACAUUUUUACUUCCUGCUGUUUCAGGGGAUUUCGUUCUUGCUCGUUGGCUUGGAUUUGAUCGGUGAACAGGUGGAGUGAUUAGUUUUUUUUUUAUAAUAGGUUUGUUAAUUAAUUAGGGGCGAUUUGAACGGGGGGUUUCGAAAACUCCGUUUUUGGAAUAUGUUAAUAGAUGGGUUUAGGCGAAAACGGAAACGGAAAAGCACGGUUAUUGAUAAAGAGGAAAAAAAACGACGCGUCGUGUUUUUUUUCCAGAAUAUGGCACCUUCAGCAAAGAAUGGUGAUGAUGAUGAUGUUCAUUAUUACUACAUAUUGUUUUUAGUUUUAUUUUAUUUUAUUUUAUUUUUUUAUUUUUAUUCUUUUGUAAGAAAAAUGGGUUUGGUGAAAAUUCCAACGAAGAGUUUAUAUUCAAUUUAUUCAUA
Messenger RNA from Erythranthe guttata (spotted monkey flower), 3031 nucleotides. The record is from RefSeq and is a predicted model, not a curated record. Lineage: Eukaryota; Viridiplantae; Streptophyta; Magnoliopsida; Lamiales; Phrymaceae.